This is a messenger RNA of Entamoeba nuttalli P19, 1128 nucleotides long. RefSeq names its product DNA primase, eukaryotic-type, small subunit protein. Bases 1 to 1128 code for a protein of 375 amino acids. The record is from RefSeq and is a predicted model, not a curated record. Gene Ontology annotation, biological process: DNA replication, synthesis of primer. The transcript has 2 exons. NCBI's taxonomy places the organism in Eukaryota, Evosea, Mastigamoebida, Endamoebidae. Gene Ontology annotation, cellular component: alpha DNA polymerase:primase complex.
AUGAACAGUGAAGAUUCAACAUUAAAACAAAGAAAGGAAUAUUAUGAUAAAUCAUUUCCUGUUGAAACAUUUUAUAAAUGGAUAACAAGAAAUAAAAGAUAUUCUGAUACAAGAGAAUUAUCAUUUACUAUGUUUGAUGAAAGUUAUAUUCGAUAUCAACACUUUAAAAGUAGUGAAGAGUUAAAGAGAAAAUUAAAAGAGAAAGUACCAAUUAAAUUUGAUAUUGGAGCAGUAUUUGAUAAAUUAUUAAUUGGAGUAACUAAUACACCUUUAUUAAGAGAAUUUGUUAUUGAUAUUGAUAUGGAUGAAUAUAAUGAUGUAAGAUAUUGUUGUCAAGGAACAAAUAUUUGUGAAAAAUGUUGGACAUUAUUAGUUGCUGCUGUUCAAGUAUUAAAUUAUAUUCUUCAUGAACAAUUUGGAUUUAAACAUAUUUUAAAUGUAUUUAGUGGAAGAAGAGGAAUUCAUAUUUGGGUAUGUGAUGAUAGUGCAAUGGAAAUGACAGACACAUUAAGAAUGAAUGUUGUUCAAUAUUUAAAUCUUUUUGAAGCAAAGAAUACAAAUUCAUUAAAUGAAUCAUAUGUAGUAAUUCCUGGACGUCAUGCAUUAUUUGAUGAUUCAUAUCAAAUUUUAGAACCUUUAUUCAAAAAAUAUCUUCAUGAUGAACAAAUUCUUGAAAGUUCUGAAAGACGUUCUCGUUUUAUUAGACUUAUUCCAACUUCAAAACAAUCUCAAUGUGAAGAAAAAGAAGAUUUAUCAUGGGAUUAUAGUGAUGAUCCUAAGGCAUUACAAAGAAUUGUUUUUACUUAUCUUUAUCCUAGACUUGACAUUAAUGUUUCUAUGAAAAGAAAUCACUUACUUAAAGCUCCUUUUUGUAUUCAUCCUGCUACUGGAAAUAUUUGUGUUCCAAUACCAUUUAAUAAAAUAAUAGACUUUGAUGUUACAAGAGUUCCUACAUUAAUUUCUGUUCAAGAGGAACAAGAAAAUAAAAUAGAAAUAAUACAAAAUAAUAAAAUGGAAGAAGAAGAUUCUUGUAAUGAUAGUUAUAAUGAUAUGGACGAAAAACAAAAAUAUUCAUACAAAGAAUUUGUACAAUUCUUUGAUUCAUUUGUGAAUGAUCUAAUACAAUAA